Messenger RNA from Leptopilina boulardi, 5366 nucleotides. It is a transcript of the gene ACXD, whose product is annotated as adenylate cyclase type 2-like. The record is from RefSeq and is a predicted model, not a curated record. The coding region runs from base 609 to 4115 and encodes 1168 amino acids. NCBI's taxonomy places the organism in Eukaryota, Metazoa, Arthropoda, Insecta, Hymenoptera, Figitidae. Gene Ontology annotation, molecular function: adenylate cyclase activity. Gene Ontology annotation, biological process: intracellular signal transduction; adenylate cyclase-activating G protein-coupled receptor signaling pathway; cAMP biosynthetic process. The transcript is spliced from 21 exons.
ACCGAUCUUGUAAUUUAUUUGUGUUUUUUUUUCUUGUAUCGAAUAUAUAGAAUUGAGAAAGGCUUCUUCAGAAAUACUGCCAGAAAGAGGAUAUAUAUAGUAGUUACUUGUAAUUGCUUGAAGAGCAAUGGCUGUGAUGAGACACGAAAAUUGGAUUUCACCGCUCCAAUUUUCUGUGGUGUUUUCCGUCCUUCAAAUGACUCAAUAUUCAUGCUAAUGAAUCUAUUCGUAUUUUUGGCAUGUAUUUAUUUUUUUAACAAUCAAAUAGACGAGUAUUUUGUUUCGAGGACCCGCGAUCACGAUUUCCUGCUAUAUCCACUGAGAAAAAAGCGGAAGUUAUAAAAUUUUAUAUAAAUAUUCCUUGAAUGUUCCUUCUGAUUAUUAUUAUCAAUUUAAAUAAGCACACCAGUUGUUAAAAAAAAGGAAGUGAAGUGUGUAUUUCCAAAAUUAGUGUCAGUGUCAAAAAAAAAAAAAAUUUCUCAAUAUGGAUUUGCAAUAAAUGUCAAAAGUCGUGUGAAGAUCAAAAUAUUGGUUGAAAGAUUUGAGGUCUUUAAGAGCCAAAAUGGAUGGAGAAAUCAAACCGUUGAAGAGAUUCUAAUUAAACUUAAAUGUUACUCGAGGUCUGUUCAAGAAAUAUGGACGUGGAAUUAGUGGCUCGGACUUCCCUUUCCUCUCUUCAUAAAGUGGACGAGAAUCUCAUCAUCUCGCCCAAUAAUCUUGACGAUUGGACAUGGUCUAGCCUCCGGAAACAAUUCAAGUACAAGAGCUUGGAAAAGCUCUAUACCAUUUAUCAAAGGAGGAUCCAAAAUGGGUAUCUUUCGCUUUUCAUCCUUCUGCAAUUGGUGCUUAGCGUUGCUCAUUGCACUGUAUUAAUUAUAAUGGUGACGAUACAAAAAUCGGUACCGGACGUGGUGACCUACUGUUUGGUAGCGGCACUUCUUUGUCCGGUAAUAGCACUUUCGUUUAGGACAAAAUUAAUUGCAAAAAAGGCUUAUCUUCCGGUUGUACUGUCAUGUGUUAUUGUCGCCCUUCUUGUAAUUGGCGAUUUAGCUGUGCCCCUUUACUACACUUUUACUAGCGCCGAGGACGGUCCGUCGAUAAGACCAGCGUACGCUACUCAUGCUCUUUUGGCCUGUUACGUUUUUCUCCCAUUGACGGAAAAUUUGCACGCUUUCAUUUUGGGGAUGACGACGACUUUUACUUAUUUGGCAAGUUUAUAUCUUGUCACCUAUAGAAACAUGCCGGAUGUAAAAAGUAGGAUGAUUACAGACUCAAUAUAUUUCGCUAGUGUGAAUGGCUUAGGAUUAUACUUCAGAUUCAUGAAUGAAGUCGUCAUCAGAAGAUCAUUUUUAGAUCGAAGAAAAUGUGUUGAAUCCACAUUGAGGCUUAACUAUGAAAAGGAUCAAGAAGAGCAACUCACACGAAGUAUUUUACCUCCUCAUUUUGCAGCAAAGAUCAAAAAAGAUUUUCGUGAUAUUUUCAAAUUUAUCGAGGAGCACAAGAAACCACCACCAAAGGGACGACAGCGCAACGACUUGUACGUUGAGACGCACAACAAUGUUAGUAUUCUCUAUGCAGACGUGGUGAAUUUUUCCGGACUUACUGUGACAUUACCAGUGAAAAAAUUGGUCGAGACACUUAAUGAUCUUUUUGGAAGUUUUGACGAGGCCUCAGAAAGGCAUAAUGUACUUAGGAUAAAAUUUUUGGGAGACUGUUAUUAUUGUGUCAGUGGUGUGCCAACUCCAAAUGCUCAACAUGCGAAAAGUUGUGUCGAUCUUGGUUUGGACAUGAUCAAAAUCAUUAAGGAAGUAAGAGCAAGAGUGAAACGUGAAAGUGGAGUUGAUGUGAAUAUGCGAAUUGGUGUACAUUCUGGAAAGAUUAUAUCGGGUAUUCUUGGUGCCAAUAAAUGGCAAUAUGAUGUUUGGUCACGCGAUGUAGUCAUUGCUAACAAAAUGGAACAAACUGGCAAACCUGGCAAAGUUCAUAUUACACAAGAAACUCUCAAUCUUUUAGACGCUAAUCAAUAUGAUUGCGUUCCAGCUGAAACGAUAAAUGAUGAGACACUUAAGAAAUAUGGUAUUAAGAAAAGUUACCUGAUCACACCCACGUUACCUGCUUCGCCAGAGUCGCCGAACAGCGAGAACCCCUUGACACUUUUGUCACCAAGUACUCCACCACCGACGAGUAAACAUUAUGUGAGAUGGUAUAAUGUACGACCUAGCACGACAAUUGGACCAUCGGCAAGAAGUACAAGAAGACUCACAUCGACAAUGAAUAAUCAUGCUGAUGUUUUUGCAAGUAGCUAUCGAAGAAGAACUCACUUUAUGGACUCAUGUCUCAAGGAUUAUCAUCUUAUGCUAAAAGCGGCCGAUGCUGAAAUGGAGAAUGCUAUUAAGCAAAUGCCACUCAGCAAAUGGGAGUUAGUGCAAUGGUGUAAAUGGGAACAUAUCAAUCCUCUUUUCUUAACGUUUCCUGAUAGAAGUUGGGAGAUACCAUUUUGGAAAGAACCAGAUCCUCUUUUCAAAUUUUACGUUGGUUGCGCAGCUCUCGUUCUACUCUCUAUGGGUCUUAUUUUUUUGGUUCCUUCUCUAUCACUCUCCCAAUGGCAUUUGACAACAUCUGUUGGUUAUACGGUGGUAAUGCUUUUUCUCAUAGCAUUGAUACCAUUGACUUGGAUGCAUUUUAUUUGGAAUAGAUACAAAGAUCCUCAUGAUGAACAUGAGGGACAUUUCCCUCAACCAACGAAUAAACUUCUUCAUUUUAUGUAUCAGACAAGUAUCAAGGUCGUUUGGAGCGCUUUAUUGAGAACUAUACUUUAUUUAGUAAUUUCAAUUAUGUUGGCUACAUGCGCAAUGCUCGAUUUAUUGUUCGAGUGCCACAAUUCGGAUAAACUUUCAUCGAACAAUGUAACUUCGGACAUUGCGGAAGUUGGUUCAGCUAAUUUGGAUUGCAUGUCAACACCAUGGCAAAUGACGGAAACCUGUUCAUUGGCGAUUCUGACAAGUUUUCUCUUUUUGCGAGUUCACUAUCUUCUCAAAUGGCUAAUUGGAGUGUUUAUAGUUGUUUUCUACAGUUGGAAUAUAUGGUACAAUCGAGCUCUAAUAUUCAAGUCUGGUGAAACAUGGAAUCCGUAUUUGGAACCAGAAUUGGCACAUUGCCUAAGUGUUGCUUUUUUGACCUUCUCCUUGCAUCUAAUAGAUCGUCAGUUCGAAUUAUCGAGCGAUCCUUUUCGUUUCAUCAUUCGUUCAAGUUCACGUUCACGACGAUUCAUUCAGGCAGAGUACUUAAGCAGACUGGACUACCAAUGGAAACGACAGCUGACCAAGGAGCAGGACGAAGCUUUUCACACUCGAAAUGCAAACAAAUUGCUGCUAAGGAACAUCCUCCCUGAACACGUUGCGGAAUUUUAUCUAAAUAUGAAUCGAACAGAGGAAAAUGAACUUUAUCACGAGGCACAUGAAAAUGUAGCAGUAAUGUUUGCCUCACUCACGGAUUUGUCAAUUGAUGAGAGCAAUAUUUUGGUUGACUUAAAUGAGAUUAUUUGUGAAUUUGACAAGCUUCUCUUCGAAUCUGAUUUCAAUUGUAAAAUCGAAAAAAUUAAGAUAGCUGGUACAACUUAUAUGGCGGCUUGUGGAUUGGAGGCAUCGAGAAGAGAUUCUAUUUACAGUACAGGAAGUACCGGAAGUACAGGAAGCAAUGAUGAUACACAGGGACAUUAUGAUGUUGUGAAACUUAUGGCUCAAUUCGCUGCACAAAUGAUUAUUGUUCUUGACAAAAUGAAUGCAGAAUCAUUUACUUACAAUAAACCCUACGUAUUGAGAAUAGGAAUAUCACAUGGUGAGGUCACAGCCGGUGUUGUUGGUGCUCAAAAACCACUUUACGAUAUUUGGGGAGACGCUGUUAAUAUGGCAUCGCGAAUGGACACAACUGGUGUCGCUGGAAAAAUUCAGGUUACUAAGGAGACGGCAUCAGUUUUAGAGCAAAAUGGCGUGAAAUGUCAUUUAAGAGGUGAAACAUGGGUAAAACCAAAGGGUUUUGUGACCACAUAUUUUGUUGGAAUUGACGAGAGUAAACAACUACAAAGAACAGAAUUUGUCGAGGAGACAAAUUUAUGACAAAAGCGUUUAUACGUUGAGAAACCAUCGUUAAAAGUUUCGCAUCGAAAAAAAAGAAAAUGCAGGGAUCAAAGUGGAUUCAAGAAGAAACCAAAGACAGUCGUCAAACCAAAGAAGAGUUAAAAUGAUAGAAUCUAAAAAAAAAAAAAAUUAUAUCUUUACGUCACUCUUCUCUUUAAAUGUUGCUGGAAAACAAUCAUAAUUGUAUAGACAAAAGCCGAAUUGUUGGAAAUUAAAUGAAAACUUCUCGAUGUUUCUAAAAAAGAAAAUUAGAACAAUUCGCAAAAUUACAAAUUAAAAUAUUUCGCAUGAAAAUAAUUUGCGAUUGCGGUAUUUAAUAUCCGCGAUAUCAGUACAAUUACGUUUGGUCCAAAUUAAUAAAUUAAAAAAUAUAUAUGAGACGCAAACAAUAAUAAUCAAAAUGGACGAGACUGAAAGUCGGCUCUAAGUACGAUUUUAAAAACGGAGAUUUUUCAUUUAUUCAAAUAUCAAAUUAUCAUUCAUAGAUUUUAGUAUCUGAUAAAAGAAAAAAAACAAAGUUGUAUCCCAGAAUCGUGCUGUGAAAUUAAUUUUAAUAACAAUAUCAACACCAAUAGUCUAAGAAAGUUUUUUUUUUUUUCUUCAAAAUCAUGUGUAAAAUUAAUUUUUAAAAAAUUAUCAUCAAUUUACGUAAUUUAAGUUUCAUUAUCAACAUUUGUAAAUAUUCAUUCACAUAUUUGUUAAGUGUCUAAUUUAGGUUUUUAAAACGACCUAAUUUUACUCAAAAAGUAGAAUUAAAAGAAAAACAAUUUUUAAAAAUUUUAAGUUAAAAUCUCGAUUCUGGUUUAACAACCGCUACUUUUUCACUGAUCACAACUCAUGACAUUCCAAAAUUUAUUUAUAUUUUUUAAUCAUCUAGUACCCCUUUUUUUAUUGUAAACAAAUAAUGGUGUUUUCUGAACAAAACUACAAUAUUUAUAGAUUCAAGCGUAAUUAGAGCGUUUCAUUGAUCCAUUAUAAAUAUCUCGUAAAAUUGCGCGUAUGUAUUAUAAUAUAUAUAUAUAUUCAUAUAUAUGUAUAUUCAAAGAAAGUAACGUUCCAAGACCUUUAUUUUUGUACACAUGGUGGAAAAAAAAGAAAGAAAAUGAAAUGUCUACCUGCCCUUCCCAAUUAAUUUGUAAAUACCUCCUGUAUAUAUAUUUUUUCAAGUUGUAAAUCUCUCUGACAAGUGUGAUUAUUCCAUAAUUUUAAUAAAGUAUUUAUUAUAGUGUA